This is a messenger RNA of Cataglyphis hispanica, 7823 nucleotides long. RefSeq lists its product as uncharacterized. NCBI's taxonomy places the organism in Eukaryota, Metazoa, Arthropoda, Insecta, Hymenoptera, Formicidae. The record is from RefSeq and is a predicted model, not a curated record. The transcript is spliced from 4 exons. Bases 73 to 7602 code for a protein of 2509 amino acids.
CUUGCCGAAUGCGAUAAGAUAGUUUCAACCGAAACUAUCAAUGCUAUCGGAGAAAUCACAAAAGAUAUUGAAAUGGCCGAGGAUAACGUGCCGAGCAGCGAUGAAUUUGAUGAAGAAUUGGAAGAAGAAUAUCGUAACUUGAAUGAUAUUUUUGAUUUACCGCAUGAUACUUACUCCCUUACUGAAAUUACACCGGAAUUACCUCUUUGCGUCAAAUAUGGCAUUCGUUCUGGCGUAACUCAUCUAAAUAUGCCGCAAUUCUCGCCGUUAUCCAGAGGUUAUCAGGGUGGCGCUAUAGCGAUUGCAGCUUUUGCCACGACUGCGAUUCACAAACCACGCAAUUGGAACGAGGCGGUGAUCGAUCAGAUCAUCGAGGAUGGCGACACUUUUUACUGCGAGUCCUACAAGAAUGUGAACACCAGCGAUCGUCGGACAAUGACUAUUCUCGACUUGAAGAGAAAUCUUCUCAUUCAGAAAAAGUUCGAUAUAACAAUCGUAAUCGAAGAUCCGGCUUAUGCUGGAAAAUUUCGUUCGCGCGAUCCAACGGAGCUUCAUUUGGCAAAAGCGUUGGAAUUGUUUUUCGAGAAACACGAUGCUGGGAUUCUGACAUCACCGGUACUCAACAUAGCGAUAUGGCAAGACUCGAAAUAUUACUAUAUAUUUGAUAGUCAAGCGCGACGAGAUGAUGGUGAACCGGUUGCCGAUCAAGUCAGCGGUUCGGCCAAACUGUUUCUCGUGAAGGAUCUGAUAGGGGUACUAUUCAUUAUCCUCGAAAAGAGUAACGUGCGAAAUGAACCUUUUGUGAUCUACGCCGUAACUGUCGUUGCAAUUGAACCGAUCUCUUCGGAUGAUCCCGCGGAAGUCGAGAAGACAUACAGGAAGCUGCAGAAGAGACCGAGCGGUUACAAAAUUCGCCAGAAGAAUCGAGCUGUGGUGCAAGGAUCUUAUCAUCUCACGCAUCCAGCUAUACCGAAAGCUCUGCAAGACAAAGGUCACCUGAUUAUAGCCGUGGCGGCUCUGAUAUACUCGCGACUAAUUAACGCAAAUAAAUGGACGACCGCUUUGCUCAACUUGAUUAUCAAUCAAUCCAAUAUCUAUCUAGUUGAUCUAGCUAGGAUCCUUGAAAGAAAGCUUGACGACGAUUUUGAGCUCCGAUUGGAGGACCUGAUGAGCGACGUUAUUCUCGGAGUGUACUCCGCUAAGGUAAAGGUAGACGCGAAUGUGAUACCGGAUCCCACGCAGAAAGACAAGAUCACUAUUGAUAGCGGUAUCCACCAGUUCUUCGAGACGCGGGAGAUUGGGAUACUCGAAAUCAAGAAGAUCUUCUACGCGAUCUGGAAAGAGGGCGAUGCAUACUAUUUUCUCGAUCCGUUCGAGUGCGAUGAUGAAGGCUUCAGGAUCUAUCAAGAUAAGAAAGAAUACGCGACGGGUGAUACAUUCAAAGGUGCUGCUUGCGUUACCAUGAACAGCACUAUAAACGAGAUAGUAGAGACAGUACUGGAGAAUACCGGUAAUAAGGAUAAGGAUCCUUUUCUGAUACAUGGAGUAACAGUGCUGUAUGUGAAAACUGGAGUAGCGCCAGACGGACCACUCGAGAGAGUAAUUUAUCGAGAGAAAGGUACGAACCGUAGACCGCAGGCUCCAUCACCACCGGCAGUUACGGAUAGGAUAGAAAAGGUGAUUGAUACAACGCCUCGCGUACGACCGGAUGCGUCUAAAUUCAUAGAAAUGUCUAAUCAAUUUCCGGAAAAUAUGCAAAACGUGGACCUAUAUACAAUUGCGGAUGACGAACCAAUAAUUUUGAUACUCGCGCAAGAGGAAAAAAAGAAAGUUGAAGAAGAAGAUGUUGAAGAGGAAGAGGAAGAAGAGGAGAAAGAAGAGGAAAAAAAAGAGACUAUAGAAGCAACAGGAGAAGAAGAAGACAAAGAAAUAAAGAAAGCAGAAGAAGAAGAAGAAGAAGAAGAAGACGAAGAAGAAGAAGAAGUCAAAAUAAUCAAAGAAAUACAAAAAAAACCUUUGCUAAAAUUUAUUACGGGAUAUAAAAUGAUAAAUGUUCAUCGUCUGCUACUUUGCGGUACCAAAAAUUGUCUCAACGAAAGUUUCCGUCCGCAAUCACGUGGCAGGCAAGGAUUAAUAACCGCUUUGACUGCUUUGGCGUACAGAAAAUUGAAAGAUCCGACUCGCUGGCGAAAUAUAGACGUGGAUCAAAUCGUCGACGUUAGCAACAAAGCUUACGAGCAAGUCAUAACGUGGAUCGAACAAGGCCGACCGGAGAUAAAAGAAGCUGUAGGAGUGAAAGAAGAGUUAGAAGAAGUGGAAGAAGAAGAGGAAGAAGAAGAGGAAGAAGAAGAGGAAGAAGAAGAGGAAGAAGAGGAGGAGGAAGAAGUCAUUCGGAAAGUAACACGUGCUCCGAGUCAUUUGGACAUUUCUUUCUUACCGCCCAGAUUAAAACUAGCUGAGUACGAUGUUAUUUUCAAGACGAAGGCAAACGUUAUCGAUGGUGACGCGAAUCCGUUGGCAAAUCUCGCAGAGGCACUCGAGCGUUAUUUCGAUCGAUAUCCUGAAGUAAUAUUGGAAAACAAGAGAUUGAUGUACCCUAUCUGGAAAGAAGAUGGAAAAUUAUUUUUAUUUAAUCCUUAUGGCAGCGACUGGGAGGGAUGGCGCCUUCGGGAUCAUCCAGCCUCCUUUGUUGUAACAGACAGUCUUAAUGAGUUGAUCGAUCUUCUUCACGGUGUUUUGGAAUACAACGAUCCAUUAUUCUCGCUUCAUUUCGUAAACCUGGACACAAUACAACCAGAAAAAUAUAUUUCACCCGUGGAAAUUAUGAUCCCGGACGAACAAACGAUCGAUAAGUUUCGUACAAAAUUUCUACCAAUCACAGAUGAAGAUCUAUUGAAACUUGAAGAAAUCAAACUAGAUAUUGAAGAAGUAGAAAAACCUGUAGAAGAAGAAGAAGAAGAAGAAGAAGAAGAAGAAGAAGAAGAAGAAGAAGAAGAAGAAGAAGAAGAAGAAGAGGAGAUAGAAGAAGAGGAAGAAGAGGCAGAAGAAGAGGAAGAAGAGGAAAGGGAAGAGGAAGAAUUGAAGAAACCUCUUACAGAUCCCUUGCUCGAAAUCGAGGAAAUCGCACAGCCUGAUGCACCUUAUCGUCUAAAUCUGGCACUUCUGACCUCUACGGUAAAAAUCCAAGAACCGAUCGAAGAAGAGCUCGGCCUGCACGAAGAGGUGAUAAUGGAGAAAAUAAAGUACGAUCAUCCACCGCCGUACGUGAUGCCGCCGCGAAAAACACUUUACAUUUUGCUGGAAGCGAAACGGGCAAACAGAUCGAUUCCCUCUCUCGUAUCGAGAUUUUCGAUCGAUUCUAGACUAGAAGUCAAGAAAAAAGAUGAUUUCCCUGUCGAUAUGGCACCUGCAUCAGUUGCGAUCAUAUCGUUGCCUCAAGACAUGAAACCUUCUAAAAUGAUCAAGCUAUCUUUUGGCAAGUACUUGUAUUCAAGAUUACCGCCGAUUCGUAUAAUGCCUCUUAGAGCAAUUGACGAAAGUUACAUCCAAAAGGAGGACGUCGAUAAUGCACUUGAUGAAAAAUGUCUCGAACGAGAGAAGCUAGAGAAGAAGAAGGAAGAUGUGGCGUUAACAAAAUUAAGAACAGUAUUUUGUGGUGCGAAAUCAGAAUUGAUACCGCUCGGACCAAUAAUUAAAACUCCAAGUUUUAAUAAACAAAUUUUAUUAAAGCAAUUGGCAUGUCCCGAUGAGCAAUAUAAAAAGAGCGUAUCGAAUGCUGACAAAAAAAGAUUUAUGAUCAAAAGAAAACUGUGCGAUAAUGAAAAGCUUAUAUUCAAAUUGAUAUUUCCUAAUUUUAAUCCUGAUUUACAGUUUAUGGAAGAUGAAAACGUGGAAGUAAUACAAGGCAAAUCAAGUUUAGUGGAUCGUGAGCGAAUUGAAUCUUCUUAUUAUAAGCCAUGUUACAUCGCGGCUAUAUUGUGCAUUUUGGCAAAAAUUGUGCUGGAUACAGAUCGUUUUUGUGGAAGCAUUCUGGAUGAAUUGAUUCUCCUCACUGAUAAAAUCGAUCAAGGAGUGGGCAGAUUGCGAUAUAAGGAAUUUAGGACAUUUUAUAACGUGAACAUUCUUGAUUCGAAUUUUAACAUGAUUUUGAAAGAGAUCAUUUGCAUCGAUCCUGAGACUUCAAUAACCAACGAUCUUGAUACGAGCGUAGAGAAAUUCUUAGAAAAGAAUCAAACCGGUAUAUUGGUAUUGACAAAUUGUGCCUACGCAUUUUGGACGGCGGAAGGUAGAUAUUAUCUCUUCGAUCCUUAUCCUUGCGAUGAGACGGGACGCGCUAGUGUAGAGGGUUACUGCUGCCUUUUAAGAUUCCGUGAUUUAAAGUCCAUGCUCGACAGAAUUAAAGAAAACGCCGGCGAGACUGUUACAAAACCUUUCCGUCUCUAUGUCGUGUGCAUCGCUCACAUGGAAAAGAAGAAACGCAAACAAAAACGAAAAAAAGACAUCGAACAUCGCGAGAAACCAACCGUUGAAGAGCCGGCCAGAUGUGAGGAAAAGCGAGCUGUGGCGACGCCGCCAUCGGAGAUAUCUCUGAUAGAGUUAGCAGAGUGGGUCACUUCGGAUCCGGAGUUGGAUCCCGAUCGUGACACCAUAAUUCCCGGUUUUGCACCAAUGCGAUAUCAUGAAGCUUCGAUGCUUGAAGCAAUCGUUCUGGAGGACGACAUUACAACGCCUGCUCUGAUGCCAUUCAAAGAGAAAAAACGAGACGACGAUCGCGAGGAAACGACGAUAGAACGAACGAAACCAUCCGUGCGGAUAUUUCGAAACUAUAUGUCCCUCACAAUUCCCAUUGAUCUCUGCAUCAUGGCAUGGUCGUUGAUCCACGAUCCCGCGUCCUGGUCGGAGCGCACCGUCGACGGUUUGCUCGAGGCCAGCGUAGAUUAUGCCCUUGAUAGCGUGUUAGCGAGCGAAGAUACUUCGGUGAGUGACAUGACUGAUGGUUUGUUGCCAGAAUUCGAGAUAGCCAAUUACGCGUUUCGCGUGGUAUUCGCGCCGCUGCACUACGGAAAGCUGUAUGCUACGGAAGGAUGGAACCUUGCGAUGACUAUGGAGAGAAUAUUUGAGACAAAAAUCUACACCGGAGCAAUAGUCGUCUGUCGCCACGCUCAUGUGGGCAUCACGAAAUGCGGCAAAAAUUAUUUUGCUUGGUGGGCGGUCACGGGAACGAAGUGUUUGAGGAUGAUCACGUCCAGCUGCAUAAGCGAGUUUCUCAAAUUAAUUGUCAAGAUAAUCGAUGCGCCACAGGAAAUGGGAUUCGCCGUGAGAGCGAUCACGAUAUCCUACGCGCGUAAAAUGGCACCGGAUUGCAGCGACAUCCGCGGUCUUCACGAGCCGAUGGCAUCAACGACAUCCUUGGCGGAAAUUCAUCGGAAGAAGUCACCGGAAUCUCACGACUUUGAAGCGAUCUUCAGAUCAAUCGAACCGGCUCCGAAACCAAUCUUUAUACUCGGAACAGUGGCUUUGCGUGAUCGAAAUAGCUUGUUAGAGCCGCGAACAAAACGUUGCUAUUUCGUCGCGUUGUUGGCCGUCGUAAUUAAGCGGGACAUCGUUCAGUCUCCGCUUCCGAGCAUGAUCGACAGGAUUCUCGAAGUGGCGGAGAGUUUGUACAGACGAUUCGCUGAGCCGAAAUUUCAUGCGGAACAUAUAUUGCGAAAUGUCCCGCUAAUGAACAGGUUGUUUGACUUUCGAGAUUGUGCAUCGCCGCUGGUCACGUUAACGAAUUCUCAGAUCAGCAAAAACGAUUUUUACGUUCAAGUGAAAAGACAUUUGAAACGUCACUUCAAAAUGCACACAAGUGGCAUAUUGCAUUUCACUAACUGCUGCUACGGCUUUUGGUACUCGAGAUCGACCAAUUGUUAUUAUUAUCUCGAUCCAUAUCAAUGCGAUAUGGAAGGCAAAAAAACUUUCGCCAACGGCAACGCCUGUCUGUGCAUCUUCUCCUCUGUGUGUCAAAUGACAAAGCACAUGUGUCUCAAUCAAUUCGAAGGCACGACCGGAUUCUAUCUUCAUAGAAUUCACGUGAUCUCCAUCGACACAUUACCGUACGAAAAGUUCCAGGAAGACCCGAUGUGGAUCUAUCUCGAUUAUCACUGGAAUUUCACGCAUUCAAUCAUGCGAGCGCGUAGGAAAGCAAGAAACGGCGAUGGAUCUGGUCCGGAAUUUGAUCGGCGAUUUUGGAAUAAUUAUGCGAUUGAAAUUACUAAUUUGAUUUAUUCUGUUUGGGGCACAAUCGGCGCUUACGAUUGCCGUUUCGGAGAACGGGCAGGGAAAAAUCGUGUCGCCAUAUGCGUGGUCAUCCUGGCCAUGCAACAUCUUUGUCAUCCCUCUAGAUGGGGCCCCGCCAUCCUAGAUUCAGCCGUGAUCUGCGGCGAUUCCUAUUAUACAGAGAGUCUGAAAAGCGCAGCGCGAAAGUGCUUCGAGUCUGGAAACAGGUUCGGUUUGCGAACUACCCUCAAGGUAUUCCCACAUUUAUGGACCGUGCAUUUCGGCACAAACGUAUGCGGAAUUCUAUAUGGCGAUCGAGACAGAUUGACAUUAACCGGCGCGUUGAAAUUAGCCUUCGAGGAGGCACGCAAUGUCAUCAUCGAAUGUAACGAGAUCACCCUGGCCGUGUUAGUUGCCAAGGACGCUUAUUACAUCGCCGAUCCUUGCUGGAUCGGUCCCCCAUUAUUCGCGAGGGAUCGUAAUGCGAUCUACGUUUUACGCUGCAAAAACGUGAACGUAUUGAUAUACGCAAUCACGAAGAUAUUCAAUACCAAUCAACGACUCAGCGUUCGUAUUACGCCUGUAAGACUCACGUUCGAUCAGGAAGACUUUGAUGUAGAUCCCGGGCUAUACCCCUCUAGAAGGAAGAUCUUAUCGAGAUCGUUACGGAAAGAUCCAGGAAAAAUCGAAGAUCCCGGUACGUCUCUUCCCGGAGCGGUUACGGUACCAGAUGUGGAUUCUUAUCUGCGAUAUCGACAUCUCGCCGAUAAUGUAAUCGGAGGUUCCCGACCGGAGGAUUCCCAGCUGCGAUAUCACACGCGACUUGCGUUGAAUCCUGAAAAUGUGAAUAACAUGUUCGUGAGCACCAAAUGGCGUUUGAAUCUCGGCCAAAUGCGUCCUCCGAAACGACCCAAGCCAUUCGUGGAUUCUAUCAAAAUGAAACGUGAUUCGGCGGAUUGCGUCGGUUCCGCGACUGAGCUAUACCAGCCGCAUCAUUCGCAAAUUUCUGUCACGGAAUUAAUUACCGCGUGUUGUAAUUAUCCGAGACCGAUGGAUUUCGUCAGCGAUGUUCCUCCACCUGGAAUAGAGACACUCGAAUGCAACCUGAGUGAUCGUGAUUUCAUUCGUAAACAAAGCCGCAUAGAUUUCAAUGAAUAUGUUGCAGAAAUGUCUCGGGAUAUUUACAAGAGUUAUCGCCAUGGUCUGUUGAAAAAUAAGAACUCUGUUUAUUCUUCAAUCAGUGCUGCUCAAGUGAAAGAUGAAGCCGAGGAUAUCCCAGAAACAUAUAGUGAAUUAAGCAAAGCGACAAUCGAUACGGAAAUUGAAACUGAACAUGAGUAAUUGUUGGAAAUUUACAGAGACGUGAUUCUUCUAGAGGUCGAUUAUGAGCGUAGGUAGAUAUUAAAUGUUUUUCCGUGAAAUUCUGACGUAACUAUAGAGAGCAAAAUAACAAUUUUAUGUGAUUACAAUAUAGUACUUCAUAAUUCUAUUGAUGUGCUUAGAAAUCUAUUGACAUUCCUGUUUUAUCUCAUAAGAAACACUCUAAUGCCAAGAAAUUCUUA